Molecule: messenger RNA, 627 nt
Organism: Rotaria socialis
Lineage: Eukaryota; Metazoa; Rotifera; Eurotatoria; Philodinida; Philodinidae
Source: the annotation of a GenBank genome assembly
AUGAACUCGUUAGCGCGUCUAAAAAAUUCUCUAGCAAAUAUACAAAAACGUAUUGAUGAUACUACAGAAUUCUAUCCGACGCUGGAUUAUUCAUUUCAUGAUGCUGAAACACUUGAAGCUGCUGUUUCGACUCGACCACGUGUACUAUCUGGUGGACCACAGGUUGUUAAAGAAGGUAAUCAAUAUUAUUCAUAUGGAAUCAAUCUAAAUCAUAAUAAAUUAAAUGGCCCAUUGGAAACCUUACCUAAGUUUGUACGAGAAAUAUUCAUCAAUCCCGAUGCUCUUUCUGUAAUAGAUUUAUCAUGUAAUCAAUUUACAGAAGUUCCUAUGGCUAUUAAACAAUUUAUAUCGCUUAAACAUUUCUAUUUUCAUAAAAAUCUUAUUGUUGAUAUAAGAGAAAUUCGAAAACUCUCUUCAUUGAAACAAUUGAAAUUCCUGACAUUGAAUGGUAAUCCGAUUGAAGAUGAUAUUCCCUAUCUUCGAUCGUAUGUCUUAUGCAUCUUACCCGGUUUACGAAAUUUUAAUCGUACAACAAUUAGUAGAAGUGAUUUAAAAAUAAGUAUCAUAUGGAAAACAACAAAUAAAGAUUUAUUAUCAAAAAUUUUAAAAAAACCCACAAAAAACUAA